AUGGCCCAGAAGGGUUGCUCUUUUGAACAAGGCCAUUCCGGGGAGAGGGGUCAUUCUUCCCAGAGAAUAUGCAUUGCUGAGAAAGAUGAUACACUAGAGAAUGGAUGCUCUGUGGAGAAAGGUCCCUGCUCCAUGGAAAAUGGAUUCGCUGUAGAGAAGCCCUCUUCAGGAUCCACGCCUACAGCGGCAGUGCCAAAGAACUUGCAGAAUACUCCAGAAAACAGAAGUGGCAGUGGGUCCCCCGGACAACUCAAGUCCUGUCUGGUUGAGAGCUGGGACUUGGUGAACAAGCAGAAGCAGUUAUUCCAACUCCCUGCUAAGAAAACUGUAGAUACCAUUCUCACAGAGUAUGUGACUUUUGUGAAGUCACAGAGAAAGCUAGAUAAUAGGGAAUAUUCUGUUGACGAUUUCAACACAAUACCGGGCACCCAGCUGCUCUGCCAGUUUGAAAGAGCCCAGUAUGCCAAAAUAUACCUGGCUCAUCCCCACACUCCAAUGUCUCUGGUCUAUGGGGCGCAACACCUCCUGAGAUUAUUUGUGAGACCUGGGACUACACUGGCCCGUUCACCCCUUAAUAGGCAGAGUCUUAUGUUAGUGUUCACCUAUAUACAGGAGCUCCUCGAGUACCUGGCACAGAAUUUCACCUCUCUGUUCAGUGCCAACAACUACACAGUGGCUUCUGGCGAGUAUUGCUGCAAAGCCUUGUGA
Messenger RNA from Psammomys obesus (fat sand rat), 708 nucleotides. Its product is annotated as mortality factor 4-like protein 2. Gene Ontology annotation, biological process: chromatin organization; regulation of DNA-templated transcription. Gene Ontology annotation, cellular component: NuA4 histone acetyltransferase complex; nucleus. NCBI's taxonomy places the organism in Eukaryota, Metazoa, Chordata, Mammalia, Rodentia, Muridae. The record is from RefSeq and is a predicted model, not a curated record.